Messenger RNA from Zymoseptoria tritici IPO323, 1051 nucleotides. RefSeq lists its product as uncharacterized. Lineage: Eukaryota; Fungi; Ascomycota; Dothideomycetes; Mycosphaerellales; Mycosphaerellaceae. Gene Ontology annotation, molecular function: phosphatase activity. The transcript is spliced from 5 exons. Bases 64 to 882 code for a protein of 272 amino acids. The record is from RefSeq and is a predicted model, not a curated record.
CAACCCUUUUCUCCAGAUCAAUUGUAGAACUCUCAAUAAUACUGUCAGAACACCACCGUCGACAUGGGAUCAACAACACAAUCAGAUGAGCUUAAAGCUUUGCAUUUCCCUUUCGAGGAUCCCAAGUUUAUCUUUUUCACCGAUUUCGAUGGCACCAUCACAGAGAGGGACAGCAAUGAUUACAUGACGGACAACAUCGGAUUCGGCACGGCGGAGCGAAAGCAGGGCAACAAAGAUGUGCUCGAAGACAAGAAGACAUUUCGCCAAUCCUUCAGAGAGAUGAUGGACUCCAUCACAGCACCAUACAACGAAUGCAUCGACCUGCUCGUGAAGAACAUCACCCUCGACCCCGGCUUCAAGGAGUAUUUCGAAUGGUCCCUUGAAAACAAGAUCCCCACGGUCGUUGUGUCCUCUGGCAUGGAGCCCAUCAUCCGGGCAAUCUUGCAGAACUUGAUCGGAAAAGAUGCCGACAAGCUGGAUAUCAUCAGCAAUGACGUUGAGGCUCGACCGGGCAAGACGAUCAACGAGAAGAGCGGCUGGCAGAUCAAGUUUCAUGAUGACAGUGACUUCGGCCACGACAAGUCACUGUGCCUACGACCAUACAGCACUCUGCCCAAGGACAAGCGUCCUACCAUGUUCUACGCUGGUGAUGGAGUUUCCGACCUGUCGGCUGCUCGCGAGACGGACCUACUGUUUGCGAAGAAGGGACAUGAUCUCAUCAGCUACUGCGCUCGCGAGAAUGUGCCGUUCACCGUCUUUGGCGACUGGACUGAUAUCCUGAGGGAGGUGAAGAGGAUCACGGCAGGGGAGACGACUGUGGAGCAAGCUGCAAAGGAGGGCUACGAACAAUUCAAGAAGGGUGAUGCUGGCGUCAGUGCUUAGAUCUCUGCAUUGCAGAAAGGACAGGCUUCAGUUUUUGGCUCGAUGGUAUCGUAACGAAUCAGCGAACAGAACUGCGGAAGGAGUCCUGCAUAGACGAAGAGCGGUAGAGACGUAGAGCUAGAUGCAUACCCGCAAAUAUGAGUGUUCCAUAGGUUGUUCACGACAGACC